Chaetura pelagica (chimney swift) is the source of this 1331-nucleotide messenger RNA. RefSeq names its product actin, alpha 2, smooth muscle, aorta (gene ACTA2). Lineage: Eukaryota; Metazoa; Chordata; Aves; Apodiformes; Apodidae. The transcript has 9 exons. The record is from RefSeq and is a predicted model, not a curated record. Bases 86 to 1219 code for a protein of 377 amino acids.
GCACCAUCCCAGAGCAGCUAUCCCCAGCCAAGCACUGUCAGGGGCUGCUUUCUGUCUGGAAGGCCUGAGGACAUUGACAUAGAAGAUGUGCGAGGAAGAGGACAGCACUGCCCUUGUUUGUGACAAUGGGUCAGGGCUUUGUAAAGCUGGCUUUGCUGGAGAUGAUGCUCCAAGAGCUGUUUUCCCUUCCAUUGUGGGUCGUCCCAGACACCAGGGUGUGAUGGUUGGUAUGGGUCAAAAAGACAGCUACGUAGGUGACGAAGCUCAAAGCAAGAGAGGAAUCCUGACCUUGAAAUACCCCAUAGAACAUGGUAUCAUUACAAAUUGGGAUGACAUGGAGAAGAUCUGGCAUCACUCCUUCUAUAAUGAGCUCCGUGUUGCACCUGAAGAACAUCCAACUCUACUGACUGAAGCACCACUGAACCCCAAAGCCAAUCGAGAGAAAAUGACCCAGAUUAUGUUUGAGACCUUCAAUGUGCCAGCCAUGUAUGUAGCUAUUCAAGCUGUUCUGUCCCUCUAUGCCUCUGGACGUACCACAGGGAUUGUGCUUGAUUCUGGAGAUGGUGUCACCCACAAUGUGCCAAUUUAUGAAGGCUAUGCCUUACCACAUGCCAUCAUGCGUCUGGACCUGGCUGGCCGUGACCUUACAGACUACCUCAUGAAAAUCCUGACAGAACGUGGCUACUCCUUUGUGACCACUGCGGAGCGUGAAAUCGUCCGUGACAUCAAGGAGAAGCUGUGUUAUGUGGCCCUGGACUUUGAAAAUGAGAUGGCCACUGCUGCCUCUUCCUCCUCUCUGGAAAAAAGCUAUGAGCUUCCUGAUGGUCAGGUGAUCACCAUUGGAAAUGAACGCUUCCGCUGCCCAGAGACUCUCUUCCAGCCAUCUUUCAUUGGCAUGGAGUCUGCUGGCAUUCACGAAACCACUUACAACAGCAUCAUGAAGUGCGACAUAGACAUCAGAAAGGAUCUUUAUGCCAACAAUGUGCUGUCUGGAGGCACUACAAUGUACCCGGGUAUUGCAGACAGGAUGCAGAAGGAAAUAACUGCUCUGGCUCCCAGCACUAUGAAGAUCAAGAUCAUUGCUCCUCCUGAACGUAAGUACUCCGUCUGGAUUGGAGGCUCCAUCCUUGCUUCCCUGUCUACUUUCCAGCAGAUGUGGAUCAGCAAGCAGGAAUAUGAUGAAGCUGGCCCAUCCAUCGUUCACCGCAAAUGCUUUUAAAUUGCCUUAUCUUUUUCUCCUUAGUGUAUCACUGUGAAUGCGUUCAGGAAAAUACAUUCUUACAAUUUCAUUCCAUAAAUCCUUCAUCGUAAUUACUCUAAUUAAUUGGAGA